UAUAAGGUUUUUUUUAUUACAAACUCACAAUUAACAAUAAAAAUUAAUACGCCGAUAUUAUUGACACGUUUUUUAUAACUGUAACGUAGAAUAAGAAGCAUCUUUUUGUUUGCAACGCGUUAAGUUAGUGAGCCAAAAGUGAAAGCCAGUCCCAGAAAAUUACAAGAGCGAGAGAGAGAGAGAAGUGAAAAAAAGAGUCUGGGCGAGAGAAAAACGAUUUUUUCAGAGAAAAAAAAACUAAGAAAGAAUUUGCACAUCUAAAACGCAUCAACGCCGAAUCAAAGGAGCCAAAAUCAAGACAGCGUGCUUUCACAUACCGUCAAAAUUAUCAGCUAUCAGAACAAUACCUUACACACCUUACUAGCUGCCACCACGCUCCACAAACAGCCAGCAGUUGUACCACCACCCAUAAUGUUCGUCAACUCAAUGACGUUCCGUGGCAACCCGGCCAACUACCACCAGCAGCAGCCCGCGCUGAACCAUCAUACGCUGGCCGCAGCAGCGGCGCAUCAUCAACAGCAGCUGCAUCAUCAUGCCGCUGCCGGGCACUUGAGCCAUGGCGUUGGCGGUGGUCAUGCGGCCAGCAAUCAUCUAGCCGCAGCAGCCGUGCUUGGUCGCCAUGGCCACAGCUCCUUGAACAGCGGGCACACCUCCAGCUCGUCGCACUCUACGGGUGCACUGGCCAGCGGAAGCAGCGGCAGCAGUAAUAGCUCUCCAGAUAGUGGCAAGAUUUACAUCAAAAACCUAGAGCGAUCUAUUGACAACAAGGCGGUAUACGACACUUUUUCCGUGUUUGGGAACAUUCUUAACUGCAAUGUGGCCAAGGAUGAAGAUGGAAACUCGCGCGGUUACGGGUUUGUGCACUUCGAUUCGGAGGACGCUGCUCGUGCGGCUAUAGAAAAGGUCAAUGGAAUGCUGUGCAACAACCAGAAGGUUCAUGUCGUAAAAUUCAUACCACGUCGGGACCGAGAACAAGAGAAGGCAACUCAUUUUAAAAAUCUGUAUGUGAAGAAUCUCAGCGAGGAGUUCACCGAGCAGCACUUGCGGGAAAUGUUUGAGCCCUAUGGACGUAUUACAAGUCACAAGCUAAUGCUUGAUGAGGAGGGACGCUCGCGGCGCUUUGGAUUUGUGGCUUUUGAGAACCCACAAUCGGCGCUGGCCGCCGUAAUUGGGCUGCAUGGCAAGCAGCUCGGCGACAACAAGUUCUUGUAUGUAGCACGGGCCUUGAGCAAGGCUGAACGUCAGCAGGAAAUUAAUCGCAAGUUGGAGGAGCGCAAGCGUCAGAAGGCGGGACAAAUAUUCUUCUAUUAAAUUGGCAAACGUUGGUAGUUUAUACUUUGAGAGAACUCUAUCGUAAUUCAAACGGUACACAAUAUUUAUUUAAAAACGAAAACAAACAAAAAAAAAAAACAUAUAUACACAUAUUUAACAGAAGUUAUGACAGAAAAUUGUGCAAGACGAAGCGGAACAUAUAAAACAGAGAGAACCGCAAUUAGCAGACAAUUAGGCAUUGACACAUUGACAUUUAGACAUAGGCAUAAAGGUUGCAACACAGUUGAUAGACGUAGACCUUAAACAAAAAUUCAAAUUAUAUACACACAGACACACCACAACAUAAAUAUUAUACUUCUAGAAUUUAGAAAGUAACACACACAAACUCUCUCUUAACAUUCAUUAGAACAUAUAUUGUAUUUUUUGAUUAGAUGUUUGUCUUUACUGUUGAAUUUAGUGGCAGCUUCUAGCUUAAAGAACAAAUUACUUAUACACACACUUCGUAUAUUUAUACACCUACAACACAAGACAACGGCAGAUCAGAAAGGAUCAGCAUCAGGCAUCUAGAAUGUGGUGAGAGUAUCGUCUAUACUACUUAGGAGCUGAUAUGGGAAGUCAAAUGAAAAAUUAUAUAUUAAACACAUUUGGUGUGAAACUCUAUUAACAUUUAACGCACCCUCUUUGCAUAUAUUUAUAUAAAUAUAUAUACAUAUAAAGGAAAAGCAUUACACAUUUAACGCGGUAGUUUAAAAAGCGUUUAUAAUACUCACAUACACACUAACUCUUAAAUAAAUAAAUAAAACAAAAAAAAUAAGUGCAAAUUAUGCAAAAUUCAUACAUAUAUAUUUAAACGACCCGAAACUAACAACACUAACAAGAAAGAACAAAAACAAAAGAAUACACAAUAAAAGGGGAAAUCCCACGCGUGCAAAUACAUGAGUAUUAAAGUUUUAGCAAUUACAAUAAUUUGUGUAAUUAAUUAUAAAUUGUUUUGAAGCAGCAAAAAAAAAAAACAAAAAACUAUACAACAACCACACACUAUGCAUAUAUAAUUACAAAAUAUGUGUAGGCAAUGCAAUAUAAUGUUGAAACACUUAAAAACAAAUACACUGGACAAUGCAACAAAUGCGUGUAAACAAGCUCAGCACUUGAAUAAAAAGUAACAGGAAAAGAAAAUUAAUAAUUUAAGAUUAUUGAGCUUAAUUUUUAAACAGAAAAUAACAAAAAAAAAUUAAUAGAAAACACAAGUGAAAUUUGUAAAAUUAGAUAUUUGCGCAUAGACAUACACAAUGUAUAGAAAACAAACGAAAGAAAAAAAAAAAAACAAACUAAACAAAAAACAAAAGAAUAGUAAUUGAAAUAGUAAGAAUGAAAGCGAGUUUUAGAAAACAAUAUUUAUUAUAUUUGUUCGACACGAUUUUUAUUAUUUAAAUAAGUAUUUGCGCAAUCUUAUACACAAAAAAAAGAACAACAAAAACUCCACCCCGGAUUGAUCUAUAUCCAUAUAAAGGAGCCGAGGUAUUAUUUUAUAUUAAAACAAAUACACACACAUGUAUGCAAUAUGAAUUUACAUAAUUAUGUAAAGAGAUCGAAAUAUUUAUGCAAAUGUACAAACAAUUUUCGUUUGCAAAGCAAA
Scaptodrosophila lebanonensis is the source of this 2908-nucleotide messenger RNA. Its product is annotated as polyadenylate-binding protein. Lineage: Eukaryota; Metazoa; Arthropoda; Insecta; Diptera; Drosophilidae. Bases 412 to 1311 code for a protein of 299 amino acids. Gene Ontology annotation, molecular function: poly(U) RNA binding; mRNA 3'-UTR binding; poly(A) binding. The record is from RefSeq and is a predicted model, not a curated record. The transcript has 3 exons. Gene Ontology annotation, cellular component: cytoplasmic stress granule; nucleus; ribonucleoprotein complex.